Setaria italica (foxtail millet) is the source of this 1382-nucleotide messenger RNA. RefSeq lists its product as uncharacterized. The transcript has a single exon. The record is from RefSeq and is a predicted model, not a curated record. Lineage: Eukaryota; Viridiplantae; Streptophyta; Magnoliopsida; Poales; Poaceae. The coding region runs from base 208 to 612 and encodes 134 amino acids.
ACUUCUCCGGUUCUCCCUCCUCCUCCCACCCUCUCACACCUCAUCACUUGCUCAUCGGCUGCACGACUGCACCUACCCAACCCGACGAGCCACCCACCCAAACCCAACCAGCAGCGCAGCUGCCUGAGCUUUUGAUGAGCAGUUGUUGAGCUAGCCUAGCUGCUUAGGUAGAGUCACGGAGUAAGCUAGCUGUUGGAUCAGUUCGCCAUGGGCAACUGCAUCCAGCAGAGCAGCAGUAGCAGCGGUAGCCGCGGCGCCUUCGCCGGAGAAGGCCGCCGCCCGGCGGCGCAUCAGCUGCAGAGGAGCGGCGGCGGCAGGAGAAGAAGCGCAUCCGGCGACGACGAGGAGGAAGGCCAAGAAGGGGCGGCGCCGCCGCCGCCGGUGGUGAAGAUGAAGAUGGUGCUGACCAAGGGUGAGCUGGGGUGGCUUGUUGCCCGGCUCAAUGCCGGCGACCGCCGCCUCGAGGACGUGCUCCACGAGAUGGCGGCGUGCAAGCGCGAGGGCCGCGCCGGCGCCGCCGACGGGUGGCGGCCCAGCCUCGAGAGCAUCGUCGAGUGCCCCGCCGAGACGGCGACGGAGGCUGCCGCCGCUGCCAACUCCGCCGAUGAUUAGCUAGCUAGCCGGCCGCUGUCAUGACUCAUGAGUAUCUCGUUUCUUCUUCCUCGUGGAUUGUCUCCUUCCAGGUUCUUGGUUUGAGUUGAGGUGGUGGGAGAAAAAAAAAUCUGCGAUAACCAUGUUCAUCGCUGAAGAGUGAUUAAUUAUAUUAGCCAGCCGCCGACCCGCCGUGCAAUAGGGGUAAUCUAGGUAAUUAGCAUGCAUCCGGCUGCCUAGUUCAUGAGUCGUGCUAAGUAGCAUUUGCAGCUUUCUUUCUUCCUUUAUGUAUUUUUGUGUAUAUUUUUUUGCAAAAUAUUUUUGCAUAUACUCCCCCCUUCCAAAUUACUAUUCGGUUUGACUUUUCUAGAUUCAUAAUUUUUUUAUGUGCCUAGAUAUUUUUUUGCUAUGUAUCUACAUAUAUACUAUAGUAUAUAUCUAGAUACAUAGAAAUAUCAUGUAUCUAGAAAAAUCAAAAUGAAUAGUAAUUUAGAAUGGAGGGAGUAUAUAAGCUAGUAUUAGUGUAUUACUGUGUUAAGGACGAGAAGCCACCACAAGCAGAAAGAAUGUCGAUUAAUUAAGAACAUGGUUACAGCCUAAAACAGUUUUUACAUAUGCUGGCUACUCGAUCCAUGGAGCAGGACUAUUUCGUCACAUGUAAAUGGGUUAUCUUUUUUUUUUGAAUUGAAGUGCUUCUCAUCGUUACACGAAGAAUAACCUUGUCUGGAUAAACUCAUUUCCUCCCAAAUAUAUGGAUUAAUUAGACUGGAAGAUAAAUUAAACUUCUAUCA